ACACACACACACUGACACACACACACUGACACACACACACUGACACACACACACUGACACACACACACUGACACACACACACUGACACACACACACACGCGCGCUCACCUGGGCCCGCGCCGCGACCAUGCGAUCCCUGCCGACCGCCUCGGCUGCCGCUUGGCUCCUCCUCCUCCUCCACCUCCUCCUCCACCUCCUCCUCCUCCACCUCGUCGCCUGCCAGGCGCUGAGCGUUCUGAACGGUCCCUACAUGACCUCAAGUGAAGUGGUGCGCUUCGAGGAGGUGAUGCAGCGCAGCUACUGCCGCCCCAUGGAGACGAUGGUGCCGGUGUCGCGCGAGUUCCCCGACGAGGUGGCGCACUUCUUCAGGCCCGCAUGCGUGCCGCUGCUGCGCUGCUCGGGCUGCUGCAACGACGAGGGCAGCGAGUGCGUGCCCACGCACACCACCACGGUCACCAUACAGGUGUAUAAGAACAGACCAUCCCAUGGGGGGGGCUUCCAGGAGCUCCCCUUCACGCAGCACAGCGAGUGCGAGUGCAGGGAGCGGAGUGAGCAGUUCAAACCUCAAACCGGCCUCGUGUGCCGGCCGUGCUCGGAGCGCCGCCGCCACCUGUUCGUGCAGGACACCUCGUCGUGCACGUGCUCCUGCAAGUUCUCACGCGAGCGCUGCCGGCAGCGUGGACAGGAGCUCAACCCCCACUCGUGCAGAUGCGAGCGGCCGAGGCGGUGAUGAUGGACGCGACACCGCCACUCGGCACUGCCCUCCCAGCGCUGCCCUUCUCGGGCUGCCCGGCAAGAAUCCGCAGCGCGGCCCUCCCAGCGCUGCUCAUCCAGCGCUGCCCUCCCAGCGCUGCGAUCUAAGCAUCCGCAGUGCUGCCCUUGGACGACAGCCCUCCGGGCAUCCUCAGAGCUGCCCUCCCAGCGCUGCCCUCCCUGCCCUCCCCCACCCCCCGGCGAGCCCGUGGAGGGGAGCUGCUGGCAAGAGAGGAGGUGGGGGGGGUCUCUCCAUGGUGGCACAGCAGAGUGGGUGGAGGGAGGGGGAGCUGCCA
Messenger RNA from Petromyzon marinus (sea lamprey), 1049 nucleotides. Lineage: Eukaryota; Metazoa; Chordata; Hyperoartia; Petromyzontiformes; Petromyzontidae. The record is from RefSeq and is a predicted model, not a curated record.